Molecule: messenger RNA, 3150 nt
Organism: Oryzias latipes (Japanese medaka)
Lineage: Eukaryota; Metazoa; Chordata; Actinopteri; Beloniformes; Adrianichthyidae
Gene: tmem250
Product: transmembrane protein 250
Source: RefSeq, a predicted model, not a curated record
AACCCAAUUAGCAACGCUUCCCCUUUAAUUCCAGUCCCAGUGACGUCACUGCAUUUGACCGGUUUGUUUUGCGACAACACGUUCAGCGGUUUACGGCAUAUCAAUCCAGGCUAACAGCAUCGUUUUACAACAUAUAUUUAACGUUUUUUGUGAAUACUUCAUUCUAUUGUUGGUGCAGCAUUCAAGUCCCGCAUGUGUGUUAAAGUUUAACAGCCCAAUUCGUGAAAGACGUCGUGUUGUUACAUGUAAGAGCUUCUGUCGUUUAACUAAAUACGUGUUGCUCUUUAUACCAAUAAAGCUGGAGUUCAUGUUCGGAUCAUGAUCGUUAACCCAGAAAACUAGAUGAAGCUGAACGCGUCCCCAGGAGGAGCCUCCUUUCCAGCGGACCCCAGCACCCGCGCGCCGUGCAGGGCUUCAGUGGCCCCUCCAUGCCUGUGAUCCCCAUCCCACGACGUGUGCGCAGCUUCCAUGGGCCCCACACCACCUGCAUGCACUCUGCUUGCGGGUCGACGCACACGUCCAAGCUAGUGCGAACCAAGUACAACAACUUUGACCUGUACCUGCGCUCGCGCUGCAUGUACAGCUUCCUGCGCUUCCUCCUGUACUUCGGCUGCAGCCUGCUGACCUCUCUGCUCUGGGUGUCGCUCUCCGCCCUCUUCUUCGUGCAAUACGUCAGCGUCCGCGUCUUCCUGCGCCUGCAGUACAAACUGUCGGUCAUUCUGCUGCUGCUGGGACACCAACGCCUGGACUUUGGGGUUUUUAACGACCUCAUCAUCUACAGCAUGCAGAUCACCAUGUUUCUGGUGGGGGGGCUCGGCUGGUGCUUCAUGGUGUUUGUGGACAUGUAGCUGAGUAAAACAAUGCACACCUGUAGCAUAGCACGUGGGACUAUUUUUCCUAUCCAAAAAAGUAGUUUUAUAUAAAAUCUUUUAUUUUGAAGGGACAUAAACACCCUUCUGUUUCAUUUUAUGAUUUGCUGAGUAAAAUACUGUUUUAGAAAUAUCAAAGGAAUCAAUCAGAACGUGGCAAGUCUUAAAUAAAGAAAGGACCUACAGCUAUAUAUAUAUAUUAUUUUAUUUUUUUGUUCUGCACCCUUGGUUUCCACACAUUUUAGGUGUAGUCUGGUUUACAGUCAGCCGAACUGUCAUUGUUGUGGAAAUGUGACCGAUGUUCAUCAUGACAGAUGUGAUGUUAGUUUUUGUGCCAACAACUACUUAAUUUGCACUCAAAGCAGAGAAAACUGUCAAGUUGGGGGUGUCGGUACAAUGUUAUACAAGUAUGCAUUCAUGUCACACAUGAAAAUGAAUUAUGAGGUGAUGUUUAGAUGUUCUUUAGUGGGAGGAGCAUGGCGAAAGGUGGAGUCUGUGGAGCCCCGAGUGUCACACUGACAUUUUUUGUAAUGCUGUUUGAUACAUUUUCGACCCAUAAACAGUUUAAAACGCAUAACUGGGUGUUUUACUGUGUGAUCCAACAGCCGUGAUGGCAUGCCUCGAGCAGUGUCAUAAGAGUGUGUAAUAGUUCAUCUGCAGCAGCUUUGGGUCAAGUGUUUCGUCAGUCGCUCUUCACAUGGUUCCAGAGAUGUUGCUCUGACAGACUUCUCUGUUUAGCUUCCUCCAGCACGCAAACGUGGGUCAUAACAAGACCCCGCUCUUUGUGCCAAGCAUAACAAUGGAUGUGGCUGUGUCCCAAUCACCUUAUAUAGUCGCAUUUUCACUUGGCAUGAUUGGAGCUUCAAGGAACUUCACCGAGCUACAGGAUGAGGAUCUGAAAUGUGGAUCUUAACACGGAUCUGCUCCUGCAUGCAAGACAUUUUCAUGUUUAUCGUCCAAAGAACAAUAAGCAAAUGAGGUUGCAAACAAAAGUGCCAGGUUUAGACAUGAACUUUUGACACUGUAGCUGGUGGGCUGCUUGAGACAUGCUUGUGGCCUGUAUAUGGCCUCAGACUGGAAAUGGAUAAUCGCGGCAACAAUACACUUUUGUUCUGAGGAUAAACAGACCAUAUGCCUGAUAUUUCUGAGCCAGGGCUGAUCUGACUGCCCACUGGGGCCAAAAAGAGAACUGAAGAUUGUUUUUAUGAUGCCAAAGUAGCCCCGAAAGUACAGUGGACGAGUGAGUGACUGUCCAUUUUCAUUUCUCCUUUUUUGUUUCCAGAGCUGAAGCAAAGUGCCUUGUGUGAAUGACUUAGCUGUUUUAUUAACCAGCAGUCGCUUCUCAGUUCUUGAACUAUUAACCUUGCUAUUAUCGUAAAUCAUAAUACCUCAAAUUUGCACUCGUGCACUCUUAAACAGAGAAAUGCAGCAGUUUAAAAGCAUAAUAUUGACUUUCAGUUUAUUAUUUUUCUUCGUUUAAACUAUAUGUUGGCAACAUUUCUGCUGUUUGUGUGAUCACAACUAACGAAUGUGUCAAAAAGAGAGAUCCCUUCGUUUUACCCCAUCAAAUAAAGAUAUUUCAGGUAAAAACAAAUGAAAUAAGAACAAUACAUGGAAUUCACUUUGUCAAUAAAAAAUACUUUUUUUUAAAUUUUUUAAAUAUUUCAAACCUGCUAAUAAAAAAAAAAAAACAAGGUUAAGCUUGCAAACCCGCUCUUGGAAGCCAACUACUUCCAUUUACCCUAACAAGUUCCUAUCUCCAUUGUACAGCUGCCUCAUGUCUCCUCGUGACUCUACUGUUGUUGACUCAUGUUGGUUCCAUGUAAAUGAGUUGAUUAUAUGUUAACUGCGUGGUUGCUGCCCCUCGAUCCUGUAAACACCAUUACUAUGACAGAUUUAAAUAAAAAUAAGAACAGGUUUACCAGAUAGCUCUUGGGCCUUAGCCUCCUUAGGAACCUACAGCUUGAUCUAUAACAGGUCUCAAGGAAUUUACAAAAAUGACCCAAACCUAAGUAGCCCCUAAAUGAAUGUUACCUGGAGUUGAAGCGGUUAUUUCAAAACUCUUUUACCCCUUCAUGGGGUAUCUCCACAAUGUUUGGGAAACUAAUGUAUUUUUUGUAUUUUUUUUUUUUUAAAUGUAAAUUAGCCAAAAAUGUAUUCAAGUUAUAAAGUUUUUUUUUUUUUAAAAACCAAUGUCCAUCUUGCUGGAUGUGAUGUAGUCACCUAAACUGCAUUUUAUUCUAAUGUCCCAUACAAUCAUUAAAUAUCUACUUUAAUCAUC